AUGCACGCCUGCUUUGAGGCGGCAGACCAUGUCCACAAAUGGUUCGAGUUGUCCACGAACGAUUUGCCAACUUUCCAGGCCACAGGCUUCGACGCUGUCGACCUGGCCGUCGCUGGGAAAAGGGGCUUGGGCGCACGCGUCGGCGAGCCAAAACAAGCACAGCACGGCGUUGAGCUGCUCGACACAGCACCAAGACCCCCGGAAAUAGACAACUCCCUAUGCUUGGUUAGCCUGAUUGAUGGUGCUGUCUAUCAAUACAACUCAUAG
Molecule: messenger RNA, 267 nt
Organism: Colletotrichum spaethianum
Lineage: Eukaryota; Fungi; Ascomycota; Sordariomycetes; Glomerellales; Glomerellaceae
Exons: 1
Coding region: 1-267 (88 amino acids)
Source: RefSeq, a predicted model, not a curated record